This is a messenger RNA of Populus nigra (black poplar), 2845 nucleotides long. Its product is annotated as G-type lectin S-receptor-like serine/threonine-protein kinase At4g27290. Lineage: Eukaryota; Viridiplantae; Streptophyta; Magnoliopsida; Malpighiales; Salicaceae. The record is from RefSeq and is a predicted model, not a curated record. Gene Ontology annotation, biological process: protein phosphorylation; recognition of pollen. Gene Ontology annotation, molecular function: protein serine/threonine kinase activity; ATP binding. Bases 238 to 2700 code for a protein of 820 amino acids. The transcript is spliced from 7 exons.
CUGAUUCCGGAUAUCCUAACUGUUUCCUUUUCUUGAUCACAUAAACUUCCCUCCAUCUUUAUUUUUUUCCAUCUUCAAAAAGAGAAAAGAAUAGAUAGAAAGAUCAUAGCAAUUUGCUUACGCAAACAAAUACGACUUGUCCACUUCUAUGUUACUUUGACCCUUGUAGAUUGGAAACCGUACCUGUAUUCCAUCUGUUACAGAAAGCAAAAUAGUUCAAAGUUUUCCCAGUUGCUAAUGGACACUCUUUCUUCAAUGCUAAUUAUUAUUACGAAUCUACUCCUUCUAUUCUCUAGAUUCUGUAACACAGCUAAUACACUUACUUUGUCUCAAUCUAUUCGUGAUGGAGGGACAAGAACCUUAGUUUCGAAAUAUGGAAGUUUUGAGCUUGGUUUCUUCAGUCCUGGAAGUUCCAGGAACCGUUAUGUCGGAAUAUGGUACAAGAACAUCCCAGUUAGAACUGUUGUUUGGGUUGCAAACAGAAACAACCCAAUCAAUGAUUCCUCUGGCUUCUUGAUGUUAGACAACACAGGAAAUCUUGUACUUGUCAGCAAUAACAAUAGUACUGUUGUUUGGUCAUCAAACUCAAAGAAAGCAGCUCAGAAUGCAAUGGGAGAACUCCUGGAUUCUGGGAAUCUGGUCUUAAGAGAUGAGAAAGAUGCCAAUUCUGGAAUCUACUUGUGGCAGAGUUUUGAUUAUCCAUCUGAUACAUUGCUUCCAGGAAUGAAGCUUGGAUGGGACUUACGGAUUGGACUUGAUCGGCGGCUAUCAGCAUGGAAGAGCCCUGAUGAUCCAUCUUCGGGAGAUUUCACAUGGGGAACACAACUACAGAGUAAUCCUGAGUUAGUUAUGUGGAAGGGGUCCAAGAAGUACUAUAGAAGUGGUCCAUGGAAUGGUAUCGGGUUCAGUGGUGGGCCGGAGUUAAGGAUUAAUCCAGUUUUUUAUUUUGAUUUCGUCGACGACGGGGAGGAGGUUUAUUACACAUACCACCUCAAAAAUAAAUCCUUAAUCACGAGGAUAGUUAUGAACCAAAGUACCUAUUUUCGGCAGCGUUACACCUGGAAUGAAAUCGAUCAGUCAUGGGUACUCUAUGCAAAUGUGCCGAGAGAUUACUGUGAUACUUACAAUCUUUGUGGUGCCUAUGGAAAUUGCAUCAUUAGCCAGUCGCCAGUUUGUGAAUGUUUAGAAAAAUUCACGCCUAAAUCACCUGAGAGUUGGAAUUCAAUGGACUGGUCUCAAGGGUGUGUACGAAAUAAGCCACUAGAUUGCCAGAAGGGAGAUGGAUUCGUUAAAUAUGUUGGUUUGAAAUUGCCAGAUGCUACAAAUUCUUGGGUAAACAAAACUAUGAAUCUCAACGAAUGCAGGUCAAUAUGCUUACAAAACUGUUCUUGUAUGGCAUAUACAACUACAAAUACUAAGGAACGCAGUGGCUGUGCUAUUUGGUUUGGCGAUCUGAUAGAUAUUAAACAGUUUCCAGCUGCGGGGCAGGAAAUAUACAUUCGCUUGAAUGCUUCAGAAUCAAAGGCUAAAGCUGCAUCUAAGAUAAAGAUGGCAGUGGGAAGUGCACUGUCUAUUUUCGUGGCAUGCGGGAUUCUUUUGGUCGCCUAUUACAUCUUCAAAAGAAAGGCAAAACUCAUAGGAGGCAACAGAGAAGAAAAUGACCAGAUAGAUAGUGGACCAAAGGAAGACUUGGAGCUACCCCUAUUCCAGUUCACUACAAUAGCCAAUGCCACCAACGGCUUUUCAUUCAACAACAAGAUAGGAGAAGGUGGUUUUGGACCUGUGUACAAGGGUACUCUAGAAGAUGGCAAAGAAAUAGCAGCAAAAACGCUAUCAAGGAGUUCUGGACAAGGAAUAAAUGAGUUCAAAAAUGAAGUUAUACUGAUCACAAAGCUUCAGCACCGAAAUCUUGUAAAACUUCUUGGCUGUUGCAUUCAAGGAGAAGAGAAAAUUCUGGUUUAUGAGUACAUGCCCAACAAAAGCCUCGAUUCCUUCAUUUUCGAUCAAACAAGAGGCAAACUGUUAGACUGGUCCAAGCGUUUCAGCAUUAUAUGUGGUAUUGCUAGGGGGCUUCUAUAUCUUCAUCAGGAUUCCAGAUUGAGGAUUGUACACAGGGAUCUUAAAGCAAGUAACGUUUUACUUGAUAAGGAUAUGAACCCAAAAAUCUCUGAUUUUGGUUUGGCCAGAAUGUUUGGUGGAGACCAGACGGAAGGAAACACAACCAGAGUUGUUGGGACUUAUGGUUAUAUGGCUCCUGAAUAUGCUACUGAUGGGCUCUUCUCAGUGAAGUCUGAUGUUUUUAGCUUUGGAAUCUUAAUGCUUGAGAUAAUAAGUGGAAAGAAGAGUAGAGGAUUUUAUCAUCCAGACCAUAGCCUAAGCCUUAUUGGACAUGCAUGGAGAUUGUGGAAAGAUGGAAAACCUUUGGACUUAAUUGAGGCGUUUCCAGGAGAUUCACGCAAUUUAUCAGAAGUGAUCAUGAGAUGCAUAAACAUUAGUCUCUUGUGUGUGCAGCAGCAUCCUGAUGAUAGGCCAAGCAUGGCCACUGUGGUUUGGAUGCUAGGAGGUGAGAAUACACUGCCUCAGCCAAAUGAACCAGGCUUUUUUAAGGGUAGCGGUCCGUUCGGACCAUCUUCUUCAUCAAGCAAUAUUGAAUUAUCUUCGAACAAUGAAUUUACUGCCUCACUCUUGUAUCCUCGGUAGUUGAUUGUGCUGGAUGAAAUGUUCACAAUUUUUGAUAUGUUCCUUGUCACGACGUGAAUUCCAGCUCCAUAAUUUCCAACUCCAUAAUUAUCUAUGUUGUUUAUUUAAUUGAUGUUAUGAAUAAUUUGAGUUAUGAUUAUGUGAA